AUGGCUUCUGGAAGACUAAUCAAGCUCCUGGUUUUUGAACUUCUUGAGUUUGCUGCUUUCUCCAUUCCCACGCUUGUGAUUGUGGAACAGUUUGCCACUGCCUAUCAAAGCAGAAAGGGCAGCCCCGGGAAAACGCAUUAUUGGCUGAUUGUUUCCUCUUCAAUCGCCUAUGUGGCUUUGGUAACUCUACUGAUUUGGGUUCCCAUAAAAGUUCUCUUAUACAAGAAGCAUCACCUUUCCAAAAAAAUUAAAGGAUGGAGACCUGUUAUGAUGAUGUGUGUUAUACUCACCACACUUCCCAGCUUCAGCUUUUCUAUCGCAGUGACCGAGGUUCAAAAAAAUAUUAAUGGUCCUGUGGAUAUCUUACCUGAUAAUUUACCUGACCUGCCAGUUUCUCUGGUUCUGACUUCCUUGAUUGUGGUUGAUAUUAUUGAAAAACUCAGGAUAUAUCCUCUUAGAGGGCGGCUGAAGAGUAACGAUGAUAGGCACGGUCAUACAGCUACUUUGCAGGAAAUAAAAACUGUGACGGACCAAGUGAAGCAAAAUGAAGAAAGCACUUCAGCUCCUCAGCCGGCUAGGAGAACCGAGGCAUCAUGGCCAUCAGCAACAAGGAUGCAGAACCCCGCUCCAGUGCUGGCGAGACCCCAAGAGCCCUCCUUUCACUCGGGAGUCCUGGGAAAUAUGUCCCAGCAGGACGACCGUGCCCAGAUCUUCCUGUGGAGCUUUGUGCUGUGGUCUGACACCAUAGAAAUGGUGCGCGUGGCUGGCCACUCCGCCGUGUAUAAGUCAGGCUGGCUAUACCCAGUCUACAUAUUCAGUUUUAUUUCUCUCCUUCGAAUUAUAUUAACUCCUCAGAACCCUCUUCUGAAUUCCCUGGGCAUCCUUCUCCAGGAUUUACCCUUUAUUUUUGUUAGACUUAGUUUAGUCAUUGCCCUGGGAACUAUCACACCUGUACUGGGCCUUUGUAAAAACAUACUGGUGACUCUCUCUUAUGUGUACUUCAAUCACGUAACCAAAUUCAGGGCUUUCUCUACUUUUGAAACGUCUUCAUUUUAAAGAGAAAAUGUAAUAUAGUCAAACCUCUGCAUUAUGCAUGUG
Molecule: messenger RNA, 1098 nt
Organism: Neomonachus schauinslandi (Hawaiian monk seal)
Lineage: Eukaryota; Metazoa; Chordata; Mammalia; Carnivora; Phocidae
Gene: TMEM236
Product: transmembrane protein 236
Exons: 4
Coding region: 1-1056 (351 amino acids)
Source: RefSeq, a predicted model, not a curated record